Blepharisma stoltei is the source of this 3208-nucleotide messenger RNA. Lineage: Eukaryota; Ciliophora; Heterotrichea; Heterotrichida; Blepharismidae. The record is from the annotation of a GenBank genome assembly.
AUGGUGGAGCCAAACUCAGAUAUCAUAGAAGAUGAAUACCAAGAAGAGCCUGAAUUCUUAGAACAAAAUAUUGAAGAAAUAGAAGAAGAAGUCAAACAAAUGAUAGAAGGCCAAAUUUCUGAAGAAGAAGCCAGAGAAGAAGUAAUUGCUGUGCUACGUACAGAAAAAAAUUUUGACUGAAAUCUCGAUAGAAAUGAAGCUGGACCUAGGGUUUCUGAGGAGGGAGAAAAUGAAUUAGUUAACCCAAUUGAAGAAACCAAGACUCCUAUAAAUUUAUCAAAUGCUCCUGUAGCCAAAAAAGGCACAAAAUAUGCAAUUGAAGAUAUCAGAGACAUUUCAUUGUUUCCGACACUAGUCCCAAUUCCAAUUAUUACCUAUCCAUUUGAGCUAGAUGUUUUCCAAAAGAGAAUUUAUAAUUUUAUAGAAAAUUUCCCUGCUAGGAAUUUCUAGACACUAUUUAUAUGGAUUUUCCCUUUUUUCUAGAAAUUAACCAAUGCUAAAAAAUUUUUCGCCCAAUGACGUGGAUUUAUUAAAAAUAUUCUAUAAAAAUAAACCUCAAAAGAGAGCGAUUAUGAGAUUAGAAGAGCGCUCAAACGUAUUUGUCGCUGCCCACACAUCAGCAGGAAAAACAGUCGUCGCUGAGUACGCAAUAGCCCUAGCCAAAAUGAGAAAAGGCCGAGUCAUUUAUACAAGCCCAAUUAAGGCUUUAUCAAACCAAAAAUACCGAGAGUUUAAAAAUACUUUUGAAGAUGUAGGAAUCCUAACAGGAGAUGUCAGCGUAGAUCCUGACGCGUCUUGUGUCAUUAUGACUACAGAAGUACUAAGAAGUAUGCUUUAUAAUGGCUCAAGUCGGCUUCGUGACUUAGAAUGGGUGAUCCUUGAUGAAGUCCACUAUAUAAAUGACGUAGAAAGAGGAGUUGUAUGGGAAGAAGUCUUAAUUAUGCUGCCUCCCUAUGUCAGAAUUGUUAUGCUGUCAGCUACAGUGCCAAACUAUAUGGAAUUUUCUGAUUGGGUUGGCAGAGUAAGGCAACAGGCUGUAUAUGUUCAAAUUACCUAUCAAAGACCGACUCCGUUAGAACAUAUUAUAUAUGCCCAAGGCGAGUUUUUUAGGCUAAUGGACGACAAAGGAAAUUAUCAUGAAGAAAACUAUGAAAAAGCGAUAAAAAAAUUAAGCUCAUAUGAAAACAGAGGCAAAAACGCAGUAAAAAGAAAAGAUAAAGACAGAAGAAGCAAAAGCAGAUAUAGGGUUAGAGGGAAAACUGAGGAUCAGCAGUAUAAAGACCUUAUUUUGUCCUUACAAAAACUCAAGCUUUUGCCUUGUGUCGUUUUUGCGUUUUCCAGAGACAAGGUAGACCAUAGAGGCGAAAAACUGUCUCAGGUAUGCUUGCUUAAUAAAGCAGAAAAACACAUUGUAAUGCAGUUCACAAAACGAGCUAUAAGCAGACUUAACCCAAUAGACAGAGAGCUCCCUCAAAUAAAAUUUGUUUUAAGCUUAUUAAGCAACGGAAUAGGUGUCCAUCAUAGUGGAAUCCUCCCUAUCCUCAAAGAAAUUGUAGAAAUCCUCUUCAGUAAAGGCUUGAUAAAAGUAUUGGUGGCUACCGAAACUUUUGCGAUGGGCCUUAAUAUGCCUACACGUACCGUCGUUUUUUGUGAAUUAAAGAAAUUUGAUGGGCAUGACCAUAGAUAUUUGAACCCUGGGGAGUAUACACAAAUGGCUGGCAGAGCAGGCAGAAGAGGGAAAGAUACUAAAGGAAGCGUUAUCAUGUUUUUUAAGGACUCGUCAAAAAUUCCAAGCAGCAGAGAUUUGAACCAAAUAAUGCAUUCAGAGCCGAGGAAGCUAGAAAGUAAAUUUAGGAUUAGAUAUAACCAGAUUUGUAAUGUGCUAAAUACAGAAGGAAUGUCAAUGGAAGACUUGGUGUCUAAAAGUUUUCUGUCAAAUUCUACAUUUAUGAACUUGAAUGAACAGACACAGAGCUUGAUGCUUGAUAAAAGUCUUGAAGAUAUGGAAAGAAGAUACGAAGCAGGAGAACUAGGAGCUAUGAUGGAAUUUUUGGGGAUUUUAAGAGAAAUUAUUGACAUUUCUGCAGGGUUUAACCAAUUAGGCAAAAAGCCAGGUGAAGGAUAUUUUGUAGAAGUUCUUAUCAAUGGCUCUGCAAAUUUGCCUGGAGUCAUGCUGAACAAAGGUAGCAAAAUCAGCUGCCUCGUCUUUGACUGUAAUGGAAUAGUCCCUACUCUCCCCAAUCAAUUCCCAGGUGGAAAAUGGGGAAUUGAAGAAAUCAGCUUAACAGACCUAAUAACCAUUUACAAAGGCUCCCUCACAAAGAAGCACACCUCCAGCCUCAGAAUCAAGCAAUUCAGCCCCGAAUGGCUUCAAGAAGUUCUAGCUUUACUCUACAAAUCCCGGUCCGAUUCCCUCUCCAGCUCUCAAAUCUACAAAGAAAAAUCUCCAUUGCACGCCAAAAAAGACGAGCUUGUCCUCCGUCUCCUUACCCACCCUUGUUUCAACGACCCUUCCCGACACGAAAUUUUCAUAAAAUCUACUCUUCUUUUCAAAUAUCGUGAAGAGUUAGAAAAAAUAGAACGGGCCAAAGAAGAAGAAAGGAAAAGCUCAAGUCUGGAGUCUGACUGCAGAAUAAACCUUCUCAAACAGUUUAAUUACGUUGACGCCAAUUUAAUAGUAGAGCUAAAAGGCAGAGUUUUAGGGAUUUUCAAUAACCCUUAUAAUUUUGUGAUAGUGGAAUUGCUAUUUAAUGGAAUCCAUAUGAAUUUGACUGAAGAAGAACUAGCAGCUGUGACCAUUAUUUUUGUGACUGAAGAAAAAAAUAAAACUGAGGACAAAAACUGGGAGGAAGUCUCUCCAGGGCUAAAAAACGCGAUUUCUAUGAUAGAAAACCUAGUAGAAACUUUAAGACAGAAAGAAAAAGACUUAGAAAUCAAGUCAGAAAUGGACGAAAAAAUCAAGCUGGGGCUGGUAGAAGUCGCCUAUCUCUGGGCUAAAGGAAAACCGUUUAUUGAUAUAUGCGGAAUUACUGAUAUAAAAGAAGGAAAUAUCGUCAGAGGAAUUUUAAGACUGCAUGACCUUCUAGGGAAGUUUGUAGAAGCAGCAGAAAUUAUGGGAGAUGGCGAGCUUGACAGAAAAGCAAAAGCUGCCUGUGAGUUGAUUAAAAGAGAUAUUGCGUUCGCGACAAGUCUUUAUAUUUCUAUUUAA